AUGAGUAAUGUUACCGGCCACCUCCAGUUGAAGAGCGGAAAAGAGACUACGCGCCAAGGUAGCAGAGCACAGUACUAUGUUUCGCUGCCGGGGAAAGAUAGUGCCUUGAACGUCUUUGAUCUGGAUUCUUUCAGGUUGAACAUGACCUCGCCGGAAGACAGACCGUACGAGAAAGGCGAGACAGAGAAGUUGACUUCAUUCGCCCUGUCUGAUGAUGAUGCCGUUCUGCGGACUGCAUUCAGCCGGUUCUACAUACAUUACUCCAACUUUGCAUCUCCAACAGUCCCUGCGAGCUUCCGUGCCACCGAGGUCUUUUGGCACUUUUGUAUCAACACCUUCAGCGUUGACGUUACAAACGCCACUUCAGACACGCGGAUUAGUACCACAGCGACAAGAGUCCACGAGGUGUAUGGCGACCCUCAGCCAAGCCACUAUAGCUCGUUUUCGAUGGAGAGCGAUGACGGGAAACAGCUAUUCAACGUUUCCGAUCGCUUGAGGUAUAUCCUGAACCAAAAGAUCAAAUACGACUUGCGGGGCACGAGUAAUUCCGUGCAUGGUGACGAAUCUGUGCUUCCUGCGGUUGUAUUGGCGAAUUUAUUCUAUGGGUAUCAAGCAUCCUCUGCAGAGAGGAAAUCCGCUGGGGAAGAUCCAUCUGAAGAAGAGCUUGACAGGGAACUAUGGAGCAACACUGAGAAGCUCACCCAAUCACUGGCAGAUGCCAUGACGACUCAUCUUCGAGCCACCGAAAAGAGCGGAACAGUUCGUGGAUCGGCUUAUGAGAUGCAAACCUACAUUGUCGUCCGGUGGGAAUGGCUCUCAUUCUUGGCAACCCAGAUAUUUUUGACGGUCGUGUUUCAGAUUGCAGUUAUUGUCCAGACAGCUAGAAUGAGUGUUGGCAUCGUCAAGAGUUCCAAUAUGGCGGAGCUCUUCGCUUUCUAUGGUGACGACGACGAUAACUCGUCCCAAACGUGGGCUUUAGCAGCAGCUGGUCUCAGGACGAGAGGCAUUGGCACGAAGAUUAACAACAGUGUAGAGGCGAAAUUAGUUCCAGGAAGUCACGGUUGGAAUCUUCGAAUUAAAUAA
Clonostachys byssicola is the source of this 1083-nucleotide messenger RNA. Lineage: Eukaryota; Fungi; Ascomycota; Sordariomycetes; Hypocreales; Bionectriaceae. The record is from the annotation of a GenBank genome assembly.